Messenger RNA from Anneissia japonica, 1278 nucleotides. RefSeq names its product late histone H2A.2.2-like. Gene Ontology annotation, molecular function: DNA binding; protein heterodimerization activity; structural constituent of chromatin. Lineage: Eukaryota; Metazoa; Echinodermata; Crinoidea; Comatulida; Comatulidae. Gene Ontology annotation, cellular component: nucleosome. The transcript has a single exon. The record is from RefSeq and is a predicted model, not a curated record. Bases 689 to 1066 code for a protein of 125 amino acids.
UCCAAUCUUUAUUAGCGGGGUAUCUCACUGGUAGUUGAUGUGAAUUUAAACGAUGCCCCGCAUUACCGGGACCUUCACAUGCAUGUAACAGUUUCGUAAAUACAUCCCCGGCUAAGUCCCCGCUAGGCCCGGGACUACAAAUGACAAGUGCAUAAUAAAGGAGAGACGGCUUUUAAUUUUCAAAAUAAUUAAACCAUUUCAACGGGAAGAUAGAACCAUUUAUAUAGACACCUUAAGCAUUAAUACUCAUUACAGUUAUACCGUUUUCAAAUUGGUUUUAUGUUGCAAUAAAAUUAGGGUUAAACUGAUAUAAAGAACAAUAACUAUUUUUAGCAUAGUUUUUAACUGUUUGUGCUUCGUCGUAUGGGUGUCUCUAAAAGAAGUAAUUUAUGACAACCGAUAUAUCCUUAACUUAAUCGACUAUAUUAAUUAUUUAAUAAUACUGUUUACUUAUAAAAAUCUGUAACUGAGUGCAGUACUUCCGUGCAUCACUAGCGCCAAAGGGAAUAGGACAGUUAUUAGCAGACGAUUGGGUAAAGAGAGAGCUAAGCUGGGACUGUCUCGUCUGUGAUUGGUUAAACCAAUAGGUGCUAGAAGUCAAACGCAACACCCGUGCAGGCUAUAUAAACGAAUCUAAUCGCCGAAUAAACAUCAUUCUUGAUUUUAGUAACCGAAUAGCGAAUACAUUAUGUCUGGACGUGGUAAAGGAGGAAAAGCUAAGGGAAAGGCCAAGAGCCGAUCAAGCCGUGCUGGACUUCAAUUCCCAGUUGGUCGUGUCCACCGAUUCUUGCGAAAGGGUAACUAUGCAUCUCGUGUCGGUGCUGGUGCCCCAGUCUACAUGGCUGCCGUACUCGAGUACUUGACUGCUGAAAUCUUGGAGUUGGCUGGUAACGCUGCCCGUGAUAACAAAAAGAGCAGAAUCAUCCCCCGUCACCUUCAACUUGCCAUCCGUAACGAUGAAGAGUUGAACCGUCUUCUUGGAAGUGUGACCAUCGCACAAGGAGGUGUACUACCAAAUAUCCAGGCUGUACUUUUGCCAAAGAAGACCCAGGCCAAAACCAAGUAGAUUUUAUGAACCAUCUUUUCAAACCAAACGGCUCUUUUCAGAGCCACCAUAUUCACUAAAGAGAUUUGGAUACUGAUACUGAUUAUUGCAGUAUUUGCUCAACAAAAACGUUAACAACAAAGCUCAUAGCAAAGAUUACGUAAAUGUGUAUCGCACAAACGCCUAAACGUACAUUAGUACUAUUUGAAACUCAACAAAGCCAAGCACAAAGA